This is a messenger RNA of Sphaeramia orbicularis (orbiculate cardinalfish), 5139 nucleotides long. It is a transcript of the gene shoc1, whose product is annotated as shortage in chiasmata 1. The transcript is spliced from 27 exons. Gene Ontology annotation, molecular function: single-stranded DNA binding; ATP hydrolysis activity. Gene Ontology annotation, biological process: resolution of meiotic recombination intermediates. Lineage: Eukaryota; Metazoa; Chordata; Actinopteri; Kurtiformes; Apogonidae. The record is from RefSeq and is a predicted model, not a curated record. Gene Ontology annotation, cellular component: condensed nuclear chromosome. The coding region runs from base 82 to 4446 and encodes 1454 amino acids.
UGUUCCACCAGUGCUAUAUUCUCUGCUGUCGGAUUCAAAGGCCUUGACUGUGUGUUUGAGAGAACCACCAGCCUGAAGGUCAUGAUGAACCUGCUGGGACUGCCCACUCCUUACCUGGUACCUGGGGUCACUGACCUGUACCCCCACAGUGGAAACCUGGCUGAGACCACCUUCAGGACACCAUGGGUCAGAGGAAAGGUGAUCUCCACUAGCAAGCUCUUUGUCAGUGGUUCUGUGCUUGAUGACCUGGGAGUUAAAGAGCAGUCCGUUUAUUUACCAGAAAGAUAUAAUGUCUCUUUGAGUUGUUUAUAUGAUGCUGUGGAAGUGAUACCCAGCUCUAAUCCUGGCUCACAAAAUAACCUGCACCUGGAUGAUUGUGACUGCCUUGUAAAAGAACUAAAGAUCAACAACCCAUGUCAGGAAUCAUUUUUCAAGUGGCCCACACACCAGAUGAAUCCUGAAAGUAACAACAAAAGUCUCCUCUUUCCUGAAGAAUACAUGGAUGUUGACUAUGUGAAACAGUUUAAGAGACAUUUACCAACACUCAAAUCCAAACUGUCCAGGCUAAGGACACUUCCUGUGUCCGACCCUCUGCUGAGCCUGACAGGUGACAUUAUCUCUGAAGACACCAUACUCAGACAGUGUGCAUUUUAUGAAGUCCCUCCUGAUGUCCAAACCAGUGACAAUAUGACAUCUACAAGGAUUCAUGAGGAGUUUUGUAAAGAGUCACUAUUUGAAACAGAGUCUCUGCUAUUACCUGAUGUUCUGGAAACCGUUAGCCUGGAGCGGGAAAACUGCACUGCCUUUUCAGAUACUUGUGGACAAAUGAUAGCUACUCCUGUACAGCUAAAUGAGGAGCUUUCAAUUCUUAGUAUGCUUCAAGAUGAUUCUUCUAUGUCACUGGAUAUUUUUAAGUUUGAGACACUUGAGGAGCAGAACGAAGACAGUAAACCAACUGGAGAUAUGACAGACUCAGAGUUAGGAGUAAUGCUUCUAUCAGGACGAAUGAUGCUUCCAACUGAACUUGAGCUGGACCUGCCUCUGAGUCAGGCUCCCAGAACCCUCCAAACCAACAUCUGUCUGUCCACUUCUGAACUCCAGAAAGACGAUGUGCAUCUGUACAGCCAAAUAUCUCUGAGCUCAGAAAGAGCUCAGAGGGAGAUGGAGAUGACACUUUGGAGAGCAGAAAAACACCCCACCUAUGUGCUGAGCCUCCUGCUGGCAGAGCCUCAGUUAUAUGGACCAGCUGAUGAUUUUCAGCCUCUGACAGAAGCCCUGAAGUUACUUAAAUCGACAAAACAAAGUUUUGUCAGCAUUGACAAUAAACUGCAUUCACCAACGGGAAGUGGAGUCAGACAGCUUUAUGUGUGCAGCCCCUGUGAAUUUACAGAGAGCAUGACAUCUGAAUUCACCUCUUCAGGGAGAGAUGAUGAAGAGUUCAACAGAGUGUCACCUGAACAUGAAGAGUUUGCCAUCAAAACCAUCCUGAAGAAUCCCACACACCAAUCUCCAUCGCCUCAUCUGAAGAGCUCACAGUCUCCUGCAAUUAAUGUCAAAGUUGUUAAGGAUGAUGACACACAUCCCAAAAAGAAAGCCAAGACACAAGCUAUCGCCGUAUAUAACGGAGAAGGAAACACUGGAAUCCCACAAUUUCCAAACCUUGCUGUUUUCAACAAGAGUAGAAAUAUUGUGGACCAGAUGGGUGUUGAAACCACCUCACCAGUUCAUAAGACCAGCAUCAGACACACUGCAGCUGAUGAACAGGAGAAUCGAUCACAGUUGAGCUCUAUUGAACAGGCUGUUGCCUUCAAAGUGAAUAUGAAAGACACUCACAGAGGUACUGUGGCAGCCAGAUGUCAACCAGACAAAGACCUGGACCCACUGUCCAGUUUCAUCAUGCUGAGAUCCUGGCAGACCACUCCUGUCACAGCAAUACCUCAGAGCUGUACCAUCACUGCAGUUCCAGAGGAAGUUCAACAAACAUCACAGCCUAAGCUGCAGCCUUCAGAUCAGAUGCAAAGACUGGAUAGGAUAUAUGGGGGUGCAGCUGUGUCAGGAAAUGCUACCAGGGAGCACAAAGCGGCUGGUCAGCCAACAGGUCAACUCAUCAGUCAUCCUGUCCAUCAGCACAUCCCUCAGGACAGAGGGGACAGCAGAGUCAUACAGGUCCAAGCUAGCGACAGCCAGCGUCAUGCCUACUAUGAGCUGCUGGCCUUUGCUCAACCCUGCCUGAGCUUUUCCAGGCAGCUGGGGCUCAGUGUCCAGGUCUGGGGAGACUUCAGCUGCCUGGCCUCGGACCAAACCCACUUCCUUCUCAAACAACAGGAGAGGGCGCUCUGCGGGACAAGUUCUCAGAGUACAGAGCUGGUCAGAGAUCGGGAGCUGCUUGUCAGCCAGGUGGCUCUGAUCCAUGUCCUGGUGACGCUCAAGGAGCUGCUGCUUAAGUGUGACCUCAGUGCUGCUGUGGAUUAUCUCAGUAGGAUGGUAGAGGUGUAUGCAGAGAAGAGUCUGAAACAGCUGUUGAAGAAACUUAAGAUCAUCCUCUACCUCAGUCACAAAAACCAGGAGACCAGCAUCAAACUGGUGGAGCUGCAGCGGCUGCUAGACAUGUGGCUGCAAAACAGGAAAGAACAGGAUCUCAAAGACAAAAUUCUUCUCAUAAUAACAGUUGCCACUGAUGACACCAAAUCAGUUAUCAUCAAAAGUCUGAACCAAGUGGCAGGUUUAGAUGUAACUGCACUUUGUCCUGAGGAAAACAAGACCAAACUGAAUGGUGCCACUGUAGUCUGCAGCGUGUGCAACAGUGUGUGUGUGGUGGUGUAUGAGCAGCAUAUAGGCCCUGACUUCCCCUGGCACUGUUUCUCUGUGGUGGUGGAGUACAACCACCCAGGCCAGUCUCCAUGGGCUGCAGUGUGCAGAGAGAGGAAGAUCAGCCACGUCACCUUUAACACCACCCUACCCGACAACGAGAUGGAGAAAACCUCUUGGAGUCUGAAGGACAAUGUUCCUUAUGUGUUGUUUGUGACAGAAGGACUCUUCAAUUGUCCACUGCUGCUGCAGACACUGGAGUCAAUGUUUAACGUUACUGUGCUGGAGAGGAGCCACAGUAUGAGUCUGCAGAUGUUGGGGGGUACUCAUCAAUAUGCUGUGAUCACAGUGGAUGAAAGCACCGCUAUCGUCAUUCAGAAGCAGGAUGAGCUAUGUGAGGACCAGGCCAGUGAGGGAUUAGUGAUGAGGCUGAGCGCUCUCUCUCUGCAGUACAGCUCCUGCUGGCUCAUCCUGCACUGCCCAGACAGACAGGGAGGUUUAUCCAGGGAGGCUUUCAGCAACUUAGUGCUGGUUUAUUCAUCUCUGGUGCUCUUUGGCAUGAAGUCUGAAGAUUUAGAAGUAAAGGUGCUGAUGGUGUCAGAGGUGGUGGAAAUGGCAAAGUGGAUCUGUGAGAUCUGCUUCCACAGCCUGAUGGCCAGUGACAGGGACCCAGUCAGCUUCCUGGACAGAGACUGGCUGAGUGUGAUGGUAUCGCAGGAAGAACAGUGUUUGUUGCAGUUCCCUUGUAUUAACCCUCUGGUGAGUCAGCUGAUGCUGAGGCGAGCACCGACCUUACGGUGGCUCCUAGGGGCCUCACUGUCUCAGCUCAAGGACCUGCUCCCUGAAGUGCCAUAUAAAGUCCUCAAGCUUUUUAGUGACACCACCUCUCUGUACACACAAACAACAGCCCCAAAUGGGUUAGAGCACCAGGCAGCAAUCACUGACACCGACCCCCGAAUUGGGCCAAAAACCAGCCGCUGGAUCUAUACACAGGACUCUGACCCUGAACUUGAUCCGUUCUGCAAUCAGGAUACUAGCUUCCUUUAUGGGGCUGAGAGUUCCCAGGACAGUUUCUGCAAAUCAGAAUCAGCAUACCAGGAAUCUCAUUUCAGGCUGGACCUGAGCUCUUCCUCCAGCAGUCCAGAUACUAACUUGCAAAGGUGGCCCACUCCUGAUCUGUGGAAGGAUGAGCGGUGCAAAGCGGAGCUGGAGUGUUCAGGCUGGAGCAGCAGAGGUGGAACAGUUGGGAAAACUGUUGAGAGCGAUCAGAGGCCUCCAGCGAUCAACACCAACCUACAGUUUGUACACAGCAGCUACUACAGCCCAUUCAAACCAGAGUCCACCCUCAGUUACAGCCCAGUCCUGCAGCAGAACGUUGUCAGCAAACAUCUUAUUUCCCACAGUCUGAGCUCGUCUCCUGCAGCGGUCACACUGUGGGGUUGUCCGAGCAGUGAGGUCACGACGAGGAGAACCUCAGCUCAGUAUGGCUCUAAAUGCUUGGCAGGAAGAGAGAAGAAGAGGGGUGGAGAGGUCCUGGACCUGGCUGGUACAGACCUGACGCCACUGAAGAGGCAAAGACUGAGGUAUGAGAGAGUGCCAGGAAGAAGUGACGGACAGACAAGACUCAAAUUAUUUUAAGCAUAAAUACUUUGUUGUUGUUUGUAAAGACAAAAGAGCAUCCUUCGUAAAUGUUAACAUUUUGUAAAUGUUCACGUUCAAUUAAUGAAUACUCUGCCUGGUUAAGUUUCAGUGCCACACCAAGUCUCCCACUUUUCUCAUAAAUGUGUUGAACAAAUACAGUUUUAGACAAGAGGAGAUACUCACUUUUUCCAGUUUGUUUUUUUCAACAAGAUAGAAGCAAAGUUUAAAUCUAGGAUUUUCACGGCCACACUGAGAAGUAAAGAAAAAAACUCAUAAUAUUUUGAAGGACUUGUCAAGACUGGUUUUCUGUGAGGAAAAUGGCUUUACUUGGUAUUGAUCACAAUUCCCAGUUGAACGUAGUGUUUGCUGUUUGUAUUUCAUAAACAGAGGUUUGUUUACUGAAAUAAAAAAUAUUCAUACAUUGUUUUCUUAUAUAAUGAUAAAUGAUUCUCAGAAUAUACACAAUCUAGUCAAUUCUGGUGUUUAUUCUAGUGUUGAAAGGCUGUGUGGUGGAAGUUAGACUGUUUAAAGUUCACUAUUAUUAAAAAAAUGUAAAAAGUACAGAUAUAAGUGUGUAAAAUGCUGAAUAUAGGCUGUCGGGGUCUAACUGAAUAAACUAGUACCAUGUACCAUUUACCUUUAGUGUACUUUUUAAAACUAUUCAAGUAAAUACUACAAAAAAAUAAUAAG